UUUUCCUCUUUCCUUAGGCUAUUUCGCUGGUCGGGCAGGUAUCCGGGGAGGCGCCUGAAAAUGCAGCAACACAAUCAACAGAGCAGGAGGAUAAGUUGCCUAUGAUUAACUCCCAAGAAGAAGGAAUCAAGAGGCAAGACGAACAACAACAGUAUGAUGAAGAUCUCCCGCCCAUUUUAGACAGUCUUUCAAAAAGACAAGUUCCCGGACAUGGGUUGGGGCAGAACCAACAGAUUUUUAGUUCACCCCUGCAGCUUCAACAACUUCAGAUUAAUGGUGUACAAAACUCAGAGGUUAAUUAUAUCCUUAAUAGUCCUGUUAGAAUAACAAAUCUUGGGUUAAAAGGAUCACAACAAACUCAGCUUCAAGAACAACCGUCAAAUGGAUCAAGCAUCAAUAGAGGACAGAGUUCCUUUUCUGAGAUAGUAUCCUCUAGACAACCAAGUUUUCAUUCUCAAUUUUUCCACCUAUACUCUUCGCAGCGGCUCACAAGUCAAGAACAGCCCGCUCCUGUAGUAUUGAACAACGAUUCUCUUGGUCUAUUUCAAGGCUCUCAGAAAAGGUCGACGGCCAGAUUCCCAGUAUCUCCCUUUAGUGGCAUUCCAGCUGCCCAUGCGGGUCAAAUUAUCAAACCUUCAACUUUCUUAAUUCAUCAGAAUGCAUUCCAAUCUCAAGAUAACCCCCAAAACUCAUUUCAGCAACUAAAUUUAGUAUCUCAAAGUCAACGUGUACCUUUAGGUACACAAGGACAAACACAAGCAACUCAUUUUCCCCAGCAAACGUCUAGAGGUCAGAACAUUCUUCAAGUGAGACCACAGGUAUCAUUUCAAGGGCUUCAUAUAAUUGCACAAGGAAAACAGCCUCAGCCUCAGACCCAGUCGAUCAAGAUUUCACAAACUGCAUUUCCAGGGGAUCAAUCUCAACGUCUGGUGCCUCAAACAUCACAAACACGGCUACUCUUGGAACAAGUUCAACGCCUGUUAUCUCAAUCAUUACGAUCACAAGUCCCAGUACAACAGCCUCAACGACUGGUAACGCAACAAGGACGAGCAACAGUACGACAACCUCAGCGUUUUGUAUCUCAAACACGACAAUCACAAGGACCAGAACAAACACUUCAACGCCUGAGAACAUUACAAUCACGAGCGCUAGUUCAACAACCUCAACGUAUAUUAUCUCAAAGACCACGAGUUCAAGCACUGUUGAAACAACCCCAACUUCUCAUAUUUCAAAGACCACGAGUUCAAGCACCAUUACAACAACAACGUAUAGUGUCUCAAAGCCCACUAAUUCAAACACUGUUGAAACAACCCCAACUUCUCAUAUUUCAAAGACCACUAGUUCAAGCACCAUUACAACAACAACGUAUAGUGUCUCAGAGCCCAAAAGGUCAAGCACAAGUGCAACAACCUCAGCUUCACAUAUCUCAGAGCUCACAAGGUCAAGCACAAGUGCAACAACCUCAUCUUCUCAUAUCUCAGAGCUCACAAGGCCAAGCACAAAUGCAACAACCUCAGCUUCACAUAUCUCAGAGCUCACAAGGUCAAGCACAAAUGCAACAACCUCUGACUCAGGUAUUACAAAGGCAACACGCUACAUUAUCUGUUCCUCAACCCCAAAGUCAACUGGUUCAACCGGCACAACAAACAGUGCAGUCCACAUCUGCACAAAGACCAGUUACAUUACUAGGCUCUGGGCGGCCAGGGACACAAACUUCAUUUGGAGUGCCACUUCCAAUAACACCGCAACUCCCUCGACCCAAAACAGCUCCAAGGCUGAAUCCCCAGGCAGUGAUUAGACCUCAAGUUGGUGCAAGUCAUCCUUCCUCACAAAUCUUCCAGACUUCUGCACCAUCUGUAGGAGUAAAUCAGGGAGAAUUUGGGGUCUUGUUACAACAAAAUCGUCUUCAGGGAUCAGAUGUGCCGCAGCAUCAACCUCAGCUUGAUAACAUCCCAUUCGUGGCUGAUACAUCCCGUGAGGACGACAGGGGCGAUUCCCCGGAGCACUUUUUAGGGAGCCGCGUGGCUGCGGCCUUGACCACCACGGGUGUGUCAAGACGUGUGAACCCCAGCCUUCCAAUGGGCAGGGCAGGCACGUCCCCACGAAGGUUUGGCCGAAUGUUCGAUGACACCCGAGAAGACCACACGAAUGAAGAUUUUUCCCAAGAGGUCAUCCGCGGGGGCAGGAGGCAACUCUCAACCCUAAGACGAACAUCAACUCAAAGGACUCAGCAGAGACUGACUCCUUUCGGCAGACCUGGCCGAGGUUUUGUUCUUGACCUGAGUCUUGAAGACUUCACACAGGAGGAUCUAACCAGAGAGGACACAACAGAUGAACUUUUUGACAACUAAGAGUUUCUAGUCUUUCAUCUAUGCCACCAUUCAUAACAUUUAGUUCUUCAUCCUACCAAACCGAGUAAAUUCAUCUUUAUGAUAGAAUUAUUUUUUAAAACGAGUAUCGUCAUAAUUUUCAACAAGUCAUUUAUUUUCCUAAUUUACUUUGGAAUGUGUGUAUAUAUUUUUGUAACAUGUAAAUAAUUAAAAAGAAAAGAAAAGAAAAGAAAAGAAUACUCUAUCACACGCCCUGAGCGCUUCCCUCCAAGUGUGCGGUGAACAUAAUAUGCAACACUACUGUGAAGAAUGGUACAGUAGCAAACUAGGGAGCUUUUAUGAUAGAAAGUGACUUCCUCGCCACUGGCUUACCUCCGCCACCACCCCUGCUUAUCCACUCUCACUUUCUCCUACCUUCACUCCAGGUAAAAACUGUCAGUGAUUCAACCUUAAGUCGCAGAGCCAUUGCUUUUUACUUCCGUAUGCCUUUCUCCUGGUGGCUCAUGUGGUAAAAGUACAACUGGGGAGAGGCAUCCGGGGCAAGUCACCUAACAUUACCAAGUUCAAUACGUCUUAAUUAAAAAAUAUCUAUUGUCUAAGUAUUAAGUUAUUGUGUAAUACGAACUUUAUAUUCCUGCUUUUAUUGUACCGCCAAAACCGUUUUAUCAGAAAUUAUCAUGUAGAUAGAUAGAAAUUACCAUUGCAAUAAAUAUAUUUGUCAAUUAGACAUGAUAUUGACAGCUCUGUCCUUUUGUUCCACUUUAAUACAACCCAUGUUGUACUGCUUCCCUCCCUUAUCAUAUUUAUGUCUAUCAACUCCACUGUAAAGUAUGUGUAUUAUUAUA
This is a messenger RNA of Homarus americanus (American lobster), 3175 nucleotides long. RefSeq names its product mediator of RNA polymerase II transcription subunit 15-like. The transcript is spliced from 2 exons. Lineage: Eukaryota; Metazoa; Arthropoda; Malacostraca; Decapoda; Nephropidae. Bases 102 to 2351 code for a protein of 749 amino acids. The record is from RefSeq and is a predicted model, not a curated record.